This is a messenger RNA of Paralichthys olivaceus (Japanese flounder), 3365 nucleotides long. It is a transcript of the gene dlgap2a, whose product is annotated as discs, large (Drosophila) homolog-associated protein 2a. The record is from RefSeq and is a predicted model, not a curated record. Gene Ontology annotation, biological process: signaling. Gene Ontology annotation, cellular component: glutamatergic synapse; postsynaptic specialization. Gene Ontology annotation, molecular function: molecular adaptor activity. NCBI's taxonomy places the organism in Eukaryota, Metazoa, Chordata, Actinopteri, Pleuronectiformes, Paralichthyidae.
CGGGCUUUUUUUGCAGGAGGAGGAUCCACCUUAGCAUGUCAGCCCUGAAGAAGGUGUUGCCAGGCAUACUGCAGAAGCAUUGCUGUAUCUUACCAGACAGGAACACAGACCAGCAGUAUUCAUGGUCGCCCUCGCAGUACUUCGAUGAGGACAGCUACUCCCCUCCACCCAGGAACAUGAAGGGUCUCUCUGGUGGCCGCCCUGCCCAGCUGCAGCUCACCUCUCCCACCUCAGCUCACACCUGCGGCCUGGCAGAGUGCGACCAUUCCUUGGAUCACCACUUAUAUCAUGGCGACUCAAGGUCACCCUCCUACCUCCUUAGCCCCACUGAGAGCUGCCCCCUUGAGGGUCACCACCGCUGCUCCCCGCGGAGCUCCAUUCACUCUGAGUGCAUGGUGAUGCCGGUGUCCAUGUCAGCCACUGACCACUCCAUCUCUAGUAGCACUUUCCCCCGCAUGCACUAUGGCAGUGCUUCACGGGACAGCGGUGGAAACACGUCUGGUGGCAGGGACUCCCGAGAUGAUGGUGGCUCCUCCUCACACGGCGGCAGCGGCAAAAUGAAUCGAAUCCCAGCAAACCUCCUGGACCAAUUUGAAAAGCAGAUGCCGCUGCACCGGGAUGGCUUCCACACGUUGCAGUACCAACGCACCUCCACCACAACCACGACCACAGAGCAGCGCAAUGAAAGUCCUGGGCGAAUACGCCACUUAGUUCACUCCGUACAGAAGCUUUUCACAAAGUCACACUCUCUAGAAGGAUCCUCCAAGAUGAAUGGCACCAAAGGUGACUCGCACCGGGAUGGCUCACACCACCACCAUAACCACCACCAAGGCCACCACAAACACAGCAAACGCAGUAAGAGCAAAGACCGAAAAUCUGAUGGUAGUGGCAAGCAACGCUCAGGAGGAUGGUGGAGCUCAGACGACAACCUGGAUAGCGACAGCACAUACAGGACGCCAAGCAUCAUGUCGCGACAUCCCGUGGACUACAUCAGCCACUGCUACCCUGACUCCAUGCAUAGCCACCUGGCAGGAGACCUGUCGCUAAAGGCCUCCAAGAGCAACAACGACGUCAAGUGCUCGGCUUGCGAGAGCAUAAGCAUGGCACCAGAGGGCAAAUUCAUGAAGAGGAGCUCCUGGUCAACGCUAACGGUCAGCCAGGCCAAGGAGGCCUACAGGAAGUCCUCACUCAACCUGGAGAAGCCCAUGACCCCCACUGACCUCAAGCCUAACCUCAGGCCCUGUCACUAUCUACAGGUGCCCCAGGAUGAGUGGGCGGGUUACCCUGGCGGCGGGAAGGAUGACGAGAUCCCCUGUCGUCGAAUGCGGAGCAGCAGCUACGUUAAAGCCAUGGGGGAUGAGGAGAGUGGCGAGUCGGAUUCCAGCCCCAAGACUUCGCCUCAGAAGUUGGUGCGGCCAGACGCCCUGGUCAAGGCCAUUAUCAGACCCAGGGAACUGCUGGAUUCUCAGAGCUCUUACCGUCUGGAUAGAAUCAACAGUGACAUGCGUAACUACAUCACCAAUUUUGCUGCAGACUUAAGUCAGAGCUACCACCUGCAAGCCACCAGGGACAUGCACCCGAGCAUUGCCCUGGAUCCCUCAGCCAACUACAACUCGCCCAAGUUUCGCUCCAGGAACCAGAGCUACAUGCGGGCUGUCAGCACCCUCAGUCAGGCUAGCUGCGUUAGCCAAGUGAGCCAGGUGAGUGAAACAGAAGUGAAUGGCCAGUUUGAGUCGGUGUGCGAGUCGGUGUUCAGUGAGGUAGAAUCCCAGGCCAUGGAGGCCUUGGACCUCCCUGGCUGCUUCCGCACCCGCAGUCACAGCUACCUGCGAGCCAUCCAGGCCGGCUACUCCCAGGACGAUGACUGCAUCCCCCCCAUGGCCUCCACUGUCACCUCCACCAUCAGAUCCACCACAGGGAUCCAGUUCUGCCUCCCCUCCACCUGCAGCAUUGAUCGGACUCCCCAGCAAACCCCAGCCAUCACCUACACACCCAACUACAAGAAGACCCCCCCUCCGGUCCCCCCGCGCACCACCUCCAAACCCCUCAUCUCCAUCACAGCCCAGAGCAGCACCGAGUCCACCCAGGACGCGUACCACGAUGGGAGGCACCCUCACGGUGGGAUGUGGGCCCCUGACGGUCUCAGCCUGGGGCUUAGUCCAGGCCGGGGUCUCUACAACUCCACCGACAGCCUGGACAGCGCUAAAGCUGUGACCAUAGCCAUGGAGGCAGCCGGGGUCAUGGUGGGAAAGAGACACCCGUCCACAGACAGCCACAGCUCUGUGCUCACCUGCGACAAGGCCAUCCUGGUGUCCAAGGCCGAGGAGUACCUGAAGACACCUCGAUCGUCUAUAGGGAUACAGGUGGAAGCAGCCACCGACUCUGAAUCUGAAAGCAAAGGCUGCCCGGAGUACCACUCUGUUGGGAUCCAGGUAGAAGAUGAUAAGAAAGGACAGGGCAGGUUCAAACGCUCCAACAGUGUGACUGCAGCUGUGCAGGCUGACAUGGAGCUGGAGGGCUUCCCCACCAUGGAGGACAAAGGCCUGCAGUUCGGCGGUGGAUUCCAGCGCCACUCGGAGCCCAGCACUCCCACGCAGUACGGGGCGGUGCGAACCGUACGCACCCAGGGACUCUUCAGCUACCGCGAGGACUACCGUACCCCCACUGAACCCCCCAGCCCCAGGGAGACGACCAGCGAGGCCACCUGGCAGCUGGAACCCCCCUCCCAGCGGGAGAGCGCAGUCUCGUCAGUAGAGUCGGGCAGGGCGUCCCCCUCGCUGCGGAGGGACGGGAGCUGGUUCAUGCAACUGCUGCACACGGAGACCAAGAGGAUGGAGGGGUGGUGUAAAGAGAUGGAGGCUGAGGCUGAAGAGAACGACCUGUCAGAGGAAAUCCUAGGGAAGAUCCGAAGUGCAGUGGGAAGCGCUCAGCUGCUCAUGUCUCAGAAAUUCCAGCAGUUCUAUUGGCUGUGUCAGCAAAACUUGGACCCCAGUGCCAUGCCACGGCCCACCUCUCAGGACCUGGCCGGCUUCUGGGACCUGCUGCAGCUCUCCGUCGAUGACGUCACCAUGAAGUUUGACCAGCUGCAGCACAUCAAGAACAACAACUGGAGGCCCGUCGACAGCCCGGAGAAGAAGGUGAGGAGCCUCCCUGGAACGCCACCAGCUCCAGUACCAAAGAAGACAGUUCGACAGAGGAGUUUGGUGACAAGGGAGAAAUCCUUGGACCUCCCAGACAGGCACCGACAGGAGGCCCGUCGACGGCUCAUGGCAGCCAAGCGAGCGGCCUCCUUCCGGCAGAACUCGGCCUCGGAGCGAGCGGACAGCAUCGAGAUCUAUAUUCCCGAGGCUCAGACUAGACUUUGA